UGCAGAGCCAGGCAGUGAAACAACCACUUGCUGACCAAAGAGCAAAGUCCUUGCACAGGGUGGUGCUCCUCAUCGGUCCAAGCAGGCAAGGGACGACUCCUUGGCUUGGUCAGCACCAGCCCGUCGCUUCUGGGAAGCUUCAUCACCUUCAGUGCCGCGGAGAAAAGAUGUGAACAAGUCCCAUGGAGCUCAAGUGCCUUUUGAUGUGGCUCUUGUUUGGAUCCAUCAAAGGGAAAAAGCCAGAAUGUCCAACUGUUCCAAGGAUCAACUUUACUGAUAUUACUGUUGAAACAUAUCCACUGGGGACAAGACUGUAUUAUGAAUGUCAUAGAGGCUACAUGAGAAGAAGUGGCCAGUACUUGGGAAUUCGGUGUGAGAGUACACAGCAGGGUGCUGAGUGGUCCUACAAGAAAUUUGAAUGCAUUGAUGAGAAAAUUUUGUUGUCAAUGGCUCCCAGCAUGGAGUUAAAUACUACACAGGAGCCAGAAAGAAAAACACAGAGCCCUGCAUCCCAGAAGCAGAAAAACCUGUCUGAGUCUGGCCAGAAAGGUUAUUGUGGUCUUCCCAAGACUAUGCCACACGCCUCUAUAAAGCUCAGUGAACAGUAUUACGUGGGGCAAGUGUUACGUUUCAAAUGCCAGAAUGGUUAUGACAAGCGGCCUCCCACCUCUGGCACCCGCACGUGUGAGGAGGUGCAUGGUGAGAUCAUCUGGACCUCCCUGGACAUGCGAUGCACCAAUAACAGCGAUGAGUGGCCACUGCAGGCCACUGAGCUAAGUUCAAGACAUCCAUCCUUUUCCUCAUCUGUGAUGCUGCCAGUGACAGCUCUUUUGCUCAUUCUGUGUAUUAUUCCUGCUGUCUUUUGGUGACUUACCAAGCAAGGAAUAUGAGUUGCCUGGGUCAUCAUUGGAUUUCUGAGAAUAUGAUUGGUGAAAAAUUGUCAAGAAUGAUCUACAUUUAACUGGCUCUGUGGUGGAACAAGUGAAGAAAUAGCUGAUACCAGAUGAAAUAGUAACUGAGAUGCUAAGUGGUGUCUUUGGCACAAAGUACUCUGUGGUUUCUCAUAGUAAAUAUAGAAGAAGCCACAGAAAACCUGCCUCUUCCCAGCUGUACUAAAGUCUUUGUCCUGCUCUAGAGAAGACCUCUCAGUUCAAAUCCAAACUCAUGAAACUGAUGACUUGCCACAGAUGAAACCAGACUGCACCAAUGACUUGAUGAUCAGCAGUGGCAAACAAGGAGAAAGCUUGGACACUCAAAUCCAACAUGUGAAGGAAGCAGGAAAUGUUACGGCAUAAUUCUUAUGGAGAUGGAGUGACUUUCCACCUACAGAGUAUGAAAGGAGGGAGUACAUCCCAUCAUUGACAGAUGGAGAAAGAGCUCUGCCUGAAACUGCUUCCCAAAUACACUUCUCCUCCUACCAUAUAGCAGAUGUAUUGCUAAUAUAACUGCAGCCUCUCCCCAGUGACCAUGUGUACAUAUGGACCACUCGCCCAGGCAUGUUAGAUGAUGGCACCGUCGUCACAGCCCACACACCACCUUCCCCACAAAGACUGAUGCUGGACACCUCAUGUCCUCCCACACCUGUCCCUUCCUUACCCAGACAGGUCACACUUUUCAUCUCCUCACACUGCUCCUCUUGAAAAAGGAAAUUAAACCUGCUUGCCCUCUUGUACAUCAGCUGAAAAUCUUACUGGACUCCCUCAUGGUUCUGUAUAAACAUGCAUUUUUCAUUGCCCUCCUCUUCCCAAUUAUUUUGGACUAGCCCCCUCCACAACAGUUACUAUGUUAUCCCUUGAGCUCAGAAAAAGAUGCUUUAGAUUGUGGCAGCUGAUUAAUUUGACAGCUUCUUUCAUAGCUGCAGAGCUCUGUGCAGUUUUGUGCUCCCCAGCUCAAGAAGAUCAGGGAACUGCUGGAGAGAAUCCAGUGCAGAGCCACCAAGAUGAUCAGGGGACUGGAGCAUCUUCCUUAUGAGGAAAGGCUGCAGGACUUGGGACUGUUCAGCUUGCAGAAGAGGAGACUGAAGGGGGAUCUCAUUAAUACUUACAAGUAUUUAAAAGGUGUAUGUCAAGGGGAUGGGGGCAACACUUCUUAUCUGUAGUGUCCAAUGACAGGACAAGGGGUGAUGGGAUGAAGCUGGAACACUAAAAGUUCCAUUUAAACAUCAGAAAAAACGAUUUCAGUGUUUCAGUGAGGGAGCCCUGGCCCAGGCUGCCCAAGGAGGGUGUGGAGGCUCCUUCCUUGGAGGUCUUCAAGACCCGCCUGGUCAUGUUCCUGUGUGACCUGAU
This is a messenger RNA of Colius striatus (speckled mousebird), 2285 nucleotides long. Its product is annotated as interleukin-2 receptor subunit alpha. The record is from RefSeq and is a predicted model, not a curated record. NCBI's taxonomy places the organism in Eukaryota, Metazoa, Chordata, Aves, Coliiformes, Coliidae. The coding region runs from base 183 to 869 and encodes 228 amino acids. Gene Ontology annotation, molecular function: interleukin-2 binding; interleukin-2 receptor activity. The transcript is spliced from 7 exons. Gene Ontology annotation, biological process: inflammatory response.